AUGCUACUGACUAUUUUCCAGUGUACUCAUGGAAGUGGAGCCAGAGAGCUGAUUACAGAACAUCAGGUGCAUGAUGGGAAGGCUUUGAAAUAUCCCACGGAUGAUGGCAUCGCGGAUGGGACUAAUGUCUUACGACUCCAUAGCAUGGAUGAUGAUGACAAUGAUGAUAACUAUGUUCACAAAGGAGUACAUGCUUCACAAGUAGUUCGUGAUCAUAAACAUAAUGGUGAUCAUGCUCACCAAGGGAUACAUUCAGAGCAUGUCCAUGCUCAUCCAUCAUCCCACAUGGAUCACAUUAAUCCUUCAUUGAUGGUGUUCUUCAUUUUGGAGGAUCUAAAGGUAGGCAAAAUAAUGCCCAUCUUCUUUCCCAAUGGAGACUCGUCCUCUUCUCCUCGCAUAUUGCCCAGAGAAGAAGCUGAUUCUAUUCCUUUCUCUCUGAAACAACUCCCCAAACUUAUUCAACUCUUCUCCUUCUCUCGAGGAUCUCCUCAAGCCAAAGCCAUGGAAGACACACUUACACAAUGUGAGAUAUUUGAACCCAUCAAAGGAGAGAUCAAGUACUGUGCUACCUCCUUAGAGUCCAUGCUUGAUUUUACUCGUCGCGUUUUUGGAUUGGAGACUCAAUUCAAAGUUGUAUCAACUAACUACCUCAAAAGGACAAAAAGUACUCUUCUACAAAACUAUACUGUCUUGAAGGUACCUCAAGAGAUCUCAGCUCCUAAGAUGGUGGCAUGUCAUACCAUGCCUUAUCCUUAUGCAGUAUUCUACUGUCAUAGCCAAAUGAGUGAAAAUAAGGUGUUUCAGGUUUCACUAGGUGGUGAAAAUGGAGAUAGAGUGGAAGCUGUGGUUGUUUGUCACAUGGAUACCUCUCAAUGGAGCCGUAAUCAUGUGUCCUUUCGCGUGCUUGGAAUUGAGCCGGGGAGCUCCCCAAUGUGCCAUUUCUUUCCAUGGGAUAAUUUCGUUUGGGUUCCAUUGCCUACUUUCAUCUAGCU
Cornus florida is the source of this 992-nucleotide messenger RNA. Its product is annotated as BURP domain-containing protein BNM2A-like. Lineage: Eukaryota; Viridiplantae; Streptophyta; Magnoliopsida; Cornales; Cornaceae. The transcript has a single exon. The record is from RefSeq and is a predicted model, not a curated record. The coding region runs from base 1 to 990 and encodes 329 amino acids.